This is a messenger RNA of Condylura cristata (star-nosed mole), 3443 nucleotides long. It is a transcript of the gene CEP41, whose product is annotated as centrosomal protein 41kDa. The transcript has 11 exons. The record is from RefSeq and is a predicted model, not a curated record. NCBI's taxonomy places the organism in Eukaryota, Metazoa, Chordata, Mammalia, Eulipotyphla, Talpidae. Gene Ontology annotation, cellular component: ciliary basal body. The coding region runs from base 28 to 1149 and encodes 373 amino acids. Gene Ontology annotation, biological process: cilium assembly; protein polyglutamylation.
CCCCGAGCGUGGUCGGUUGGAGCAAAUAUGUCUGUCCGGAGGCACAUUGGGAAUCCUGAGUAUCUGACCAGGAGGAUACCACAAAACCCCCGGUAUCAACAUGUCAAGUCAAGACUGGACACUGGUAGCAGUAUGACUAAAUACAUUGAGAAGCUAGAAGAGAUGAAAAAAAAUUAUAGAUACAAAAAAGAUGAGCUGUUCAAGAGACUAAAGGUCACCACUUUUGCCCAGCUGGUCAUCCAGGUUGCUUCCCUGUCUGAUCAAACACUGGAAGUGACAGCCGAGGAGAUUCAAAGGCUGGAAGACAACGAUUCUGCGACUUCAGACCCUGAUGCAGAAAUUGCUGCCAGGACCAAUGGGAAGGGGAGCCCUGGGGAGCAGUCUCCCAGCCCUGUCCAGUUCAUAAACAGCACAGGAGCCGGGGACUCCAGCCGCUCAACUCUUCAGAGCGUCAUCAGUGGAGUUGGGGAACUGGACCUGGACAAAGGGCUCGUGAAGAAGGCAGAGCCCAACACCAAAGACCGGCCGUACUCUGACUGCCCCUUCCUGUUGCUAGAUGUGCGAGACAGAGAUUCCUACCAGCAGGGCCACAUUGUUGGGGCUUACAGUUACCCAAUUGCAACCCUGUCUAGAACAAUGAACCCUUAUUCAAAUGACGUUCUUGAAUAUAAAAACGCCCACGGGAAAAUCAUCAUCCUGUACGAUGACGACGAGAGGCUGGCCAGCCAGGCGGCCACCACCAUGUGCGAGCGGGGCUUCGAAAACCUCUUCAUGCUCUCUGGAGGUCUAAAAGUCUUAGCUCAGAAAUUUCCAGAAGGACUGAUUACAGGUUCCCUGCCAGCAUCUUGCCAGCAGGCCCUUCCUCUUGGUUCCGCCCGGAAACGUUCCAGCCCCAAAGUACCACCUCUGCCAGCGGAGAAUAAAUGGAGAUUUACCCCGGAAGAUUUAAAAAAGAUAGAAUAUUACCUGGAAGAGGAUCAAGGUCCUGCAGACAAUCCUAGCCGAAUGAGCCAAGCUAAUGCCUCGGGAAGAGACUCCAAGGCUUCAGGCACCCGCUGUGGUCAGAACCUGCCCUCCGGGGGCCCUCCCGGCCACCCCAACACCCGACUGCUGGGCAGUGGCCACCUGCAAGGCAAACCCUGGAAGUAAAGACUUGUCUUAGUCCAAUAAAUGUUUUCUCUCCUUUUGGAAGCCCUGAGCAGUUCCCAAGUUGGUCAUUUUCAGAAACUGCUGCAGAGGAAAGGCCGCGGCCCUGGCAGUAAGCACUUGUCCCCUUGCUGUCUCUGACUCUUCACGGACCUCCAGCUUGGGGAGGGUUUUCACAAAAACCAGAGACAUGACAGGCUCUAGUGUCCUCUCUGUUGUUUACAGAAUCUUUAAGUCUCUAAAACUGAGUAGCAAAAAAGAGUCUUAAUUAUUUUAGGCUCUCAUUAUUUUAUUUUAAUAAGGUCCAGCUUGUUUUGAUCUGCUGCCUGUGUUGUUUUGUAAAUACUUCAGUCAGUUUCAAUGUGCUCUUCCCCGCCAGUUCUUUCUCACUCGCUGUUGGGGGUUUGUGAAGAUCCUGCAGGUAGGCUUUGCAGCCUGAGGAGUCAGCCUGCAGGUGCGGGUCUUUCUUAGCUUCCAGCUGCCCUAGUGCCCCCUCAGGGGUGGGCGUGCUGGCGUGGAGGGGUUCUGUCCCCCCACGCAGGAGGCAGCCAGCCUGCGGUGGGUUCAGAGGCUGGUACCUGUGCGCCCCCUCAGCCUUUAGAUAGAGUGGUGCGGUUCUCGCACCUCCUGAAUGUUCGCCCUCACGAGUAUUUUCCUGGAGCGGACGCCUCUGACGGUGUGUGCUCAGCUGCCCGCGCACGGGGAGGGCUGGCUAUUGUACAGGGCAGAGUGCGGGUCGCGGGGGCCCCAGCAUCCCCCCUCCUGGUUGGUUUAUCCAUUGUAAAUUUCCAUGGCUCUCCUGGGUCCAUCCAUCCAUCCUAAAUGGGUAGAAAUUAUGGCCACUUGAAAACAUGGGCUUCAAUUGGACAACUGCAGACACACAAAGGUGAGGACGACUCCACACUCCUUUGUCAGAGCUGACAACCCUUUAAGCCCUCGCUUUAAAAUACAGUAUUAGUCUAAUUGAGUAAUUAGUGCAAUUUCCUGCUUACUUUUCAUUCUCAUGACUGAGCUGUGAUUAGGAGGUUGUGAUUAUAGAUUCUGGUUUUGGCCAGAAUUUUGAAUCAGCAUUAAUUGAAUGGCGAGAUGACUGACAUUCAUUCCAUUUAAUUGGGGGAACAAAAGACCUCAGGUAAGGAUGAGGAAUUCUGAAAUUAUCAGGAAAAGGAAAAGAGCCUUGUUAAUUUUUAUGGUCUGUGAUCUGUAGCUGUGAUAAGGGACUAAGGAAUAAAUUGUGCUCUUUGUCAUGGCAACCAGCUUCUGAAAAGCCAACUGAAAAUUGCCUGUCCUUAGGUGGUUACUGCUGCCGGGAAAGAUCUGCCUUAACGGGACUAUUUUCUCACCACCAAAAAAAAAAAGAAGAAGAAGAAGAAGAAGUACCACAGUAUUUCUAGCGUAGGGGGCUGUGUUUGUAAGAGAAAUAAAGAUAAUAAAUAUCUCAUAGAGCCAUAUGGAAAAAUAACUUUCAUGUUCAGCCCAGUUCUGUUUUAGUGUGUUUAUUCUUCUCUACUUGAUUUCCAAAGUGCAACAUUUUCCGAUGCUUUAGAAAUCAAACAAACCAGGGACAUUGUUCAGAUGUCAAGCCGUGCCCAAUUUUCCACAAGAUUCAAGAAUCUUGUAUAAAAUUCAGCCAACGUACACAUAGCUUUAAUGAGGAGCCUGUCAUGUUUCCCCAUAAAUUUAUUGCCUGAGAACUUAGUACAGCCUUUUGCUAAUGCCAAAAUGCUCUGGCCUUUUAUUUUCUUUACAGCAUAGAUUUUUAAAAAUGCAAAUUUUCCACAUUCAGCGUUCCCUUAGCAUGGACAAGCUUCUCAGUCAUUUUGGACCCUUAUACAUUUUUUUAAGAAAAAAAAAUUGGUUUUCUCUAUAACAAUAUUCUGGGUAUGCCAUUUGAAAGUUGAUUGGGCUGGAGUUUAAACUUCCCUCCUUGAUUUUAUUUUGAAAGUAAAUGGUCGCCCCUCCACCUCCCCCUUGUUCCUGUUCUGUAUUUCCAUCACCAAACAGCACUGAGGUGCAAAGAUGGGAAGUCGUGUAGCAAACGUGUAAGCAUGGACGUCUAUUUACCCGAGAGGCCUAGCGGGUCAGAGUAUUUGCGUGUGUGCAGCUUAGUGCUUUACCCCAUCUUGACGGCUUCGGAACGACAACAACUCGAAGACCUGUUAUGAUUCUGUACUUUGUGUGUUAAAUGUCACCCUCAGACAGUUUUUACAUGUUCACGGUACUGCUUUGAAUGUUCCUCUCGACACGUUUCUUCAUUAGAUUAACUGACAUGUAUUAUUUAAGUGAUCAGUGGUACU